GGAAUUUCCGGGUGUGGAGUCACCGCGUUAUACGUGUUUGACAGCUUUGGCAUUGAUACCUUCGUCAGUGGUGGAUUCUCUGCUACAAUUAUUGCUGUCCUUCUGAACCUUGAUGGUGAAGAUAAAAAAGAAUCAUGACUUUUGGAAUAAAGAUCAUCUGACAUUAAAACCAUUAGGGCUGUGAAGUCAUUAACACAUUGUCCAUGCCUACCUGACCAACCUAAGAAGCAAGAUGGCUGAGAGGGGAGAACGGAGUGACACGGAGAAGGAUUCAGAGAAGAGGACAGAAAGUAUCACUGGGACAAGUUUGAAAGAUGCCUUUAAGGUUCUUUCCGACGCCUCACAAGAGAAAUUACAGAGCCUCACUUUAAAAAGGAGCAGCAGGGUAGCUGAGGUAUUGGUGCAGGCAAUGUCUCUGAUUAAGCUGAGGAAGGGACAAGACGCACUAAAUAAACUUGCAGCCCUGGGCAGCAGUGGCGUGGCAAAAUACCUGGCUGAACAGGUAACGGCGUGUCGGGGUCAACUGGAAGACUUCAGAAUAGAGGAGCAGGCCGAGCUAGAGGCUCGGACCGACACUGUAGGCGAGCUGGCUAUGAUUUUUCAGGUUCUGGCAGAAGAGAGACUGUGUAGCGAAUCGCUGAGAGACAGAGCCUACCGAGUUGCCCUUGGGGCAUGCAGAAGUAUGAACUCAAAUGAAGAAGGGAGGGAGAACAGGCAGCUGGAGCAACUGAUGGAAGAGGCUACCAUGAUCUGUGGGCCAGAAUUCGUUAGUCGCGAAGAUGGUCAAUUUUCGUGCGGUAAAACACUACAAUCUUGCUCACCCAUAAAGUCUACUCAAAGGGGACAAGACAAAAAGACCUCAGCCAUACCUAUACAAGGUAGCCAGCGUGGUCCAUUAGUGCCGACAGUUGAGCACAGUUCCCCAACCUCCUUACGAAGCAGUUCUUCUAACGAGACGUCUUUCCCCAGUCACCUAGAGGUCAGUGCAUCCCCCACCGCUGCAUUUGAUUCAAACAGAAUGAGCCAAGCCAUGCAGGACUUGAGGUUGACACCAUCACAUACUGAGGAUGUUUCCCCUAAUCAGUCACUGCCUCUUUCUAAAGUAGUGACACGGAAUAAUCCUGCUGAAGAAUGCAUAAAGCAAACACCAAUACUUUGUUCCCCAUAUCAUAGGAAAGUGUGUGAUUUUGUGGAAGUAACAGAGAAAUCUGAAAACAAUGGCACUAUGACAUCCAGGAUUACAAAUGCAAAAUCUACGUUUAAUGGGGGAAGUUCUUCAAAGAAACCUACUGAAGCCCUGUUGUCUCUCACAACUGCCAUCACUGGGAACAAUAAACCUGGAUCUGCAACAGAAAAUGUUACUAAUAUUUCAAGGAGCACAUUACCCCCAGUAAACAGCAGAGUUCCAGAAGAACAGAAAGAGGAUAAGGUAGAGGAUGAAGCCCAGUUUUUCUCUUUUGUGAUCUUGCACGCCCCAGAGGACACGGAAAUGGCUGAGAGGCUGCAGGAAAAACUUGAAGAUUUAGGCAUUGGUGAGGGAUCCACCUUUAGCCAGAACUUUUUAGUUCCUGGGAGAACUAAGCUGAGAUGUAUUGAGGAUGCUAUUGAUAACUCAGCUUUUUCCAUCCUUCUACUUUCACGCAACUUCAACAACCAGCUGCAGGAGAUCCAGACCAAUGCUGCUCUCAUGAACUCCAUUGAGAAUAUGCACAAAUACAACUCUGUCAUUCCACUCUUUCCUAGCAAGAAUCGUCUACCUACCGAGAACAUGCCCAAGUGCCUGAAGAUAUUUGUAGCGCUAGAAGAGAGUAGCCGGUCCUUUGAUAGGAUGGCAAGGAAGGCGAUGGCGCCAGAAAGGAUCAAGAAGCAGAAGGAACUAUGGAGCCAAGACCAGCAUAUUAGAUUACAGCAAAAGAAGACACUGAGACUGAAGGAAGAGAUUAAAAGAAGCAAAGUUUUGGUAAAUCAGGGAAUGGAAAUCUCUCAGCUAGAGAAGGAGCAGAGGCAGCUGUACAUGAAAAGGCAACAGCAGAAUCCAACACUGCAAUAUUAUGAUACACCUGGAGCAAUUUCCAAACCACCCCAGCACUUAAUUGAUACGGACAGACAGCCCAGUAUCCUUAUUAGUAACGCAAAGUAUAUCAUGAUUGGGGAUAACUCCCAGAUGACUGUAGACAUGAGUUCUGAUACAGAUCAUGUGCCAAUGGACAUGGAGGAAUGACAAAACUAAAGGAUUUUUAUGUCACACUACCGAGACCAUUAAAAAUUAAACUACUGCAUAUGUCACUAAACCAGCCGUUAUACCUUAUACAUGUUUUUGUUAAUGACGAACAAGUGCCAAAAAGCAGGUAUUAUGGAAUCUCUCUUCAGGGUUGCUAUGGAUAUAAUACCACUUUCAUGAAAUGUCACAGAUAGCUGCCUCAUUACUGUAUAUAUUUUUUUAAAUAUAUGCUUUGUUAAUGUUUGUUAACCAACUGUCUUAAAAUAUCACACAUUGAAUUUUUGAUCUGUAUUUAUCUACUAGGGUUCCCUGUAAUAUAUUUUGUGAUCAUUAAUACCAAUGCACUGGCAGGACUUGACUAAUCUGUCAUUAAUACAAAAAUAUGCAGAUGAUCACGGUGUAAAAAUACGGAGAAAUGCAUCGUGAUGGACCUGAAAAUGUGGCAGUGAAAAUGAACUUGUACAAUACAAUGUCAUGUUUUUUUUUUUUUUUUUUUUUGAUGAUGAAUUAUUUAGGAAAUGUGGCAUUUUAAAGAGCACACUAACACCGUACUCAUUUAAUAUCUGCAGGAAAUAAAGCAUAACUUUGCAUGACA
Molecule: messenger RNA, 2816 nt
Organism: Brienomyrus brachyistius
Lineage: Eukaryota; Metazoa; Chordata; Actinopteri; Osteoglossiformes; Mormyridae
Gene: ticam1
Product: toll-like receptor adaptor molecule 1
Exons: 2
Coding region: 233-2221 (662 amino acids)
Biological process (GO): TRIF-dependent toll-like receptor signaling pathway; lipopolysaccharide-mediated signaling pathway; positive regulation of natural killer cell activation
Molecular function (GO): protein kinase binding
Source: RefSeq, a predicted model, not a curated record